AUGGCAGUAGUGCGCAGGGCGUUCGAGUUGCGGCUCCAUAUAUCGCUGAAAUUCAUAACAGCCAACGUGAUAGACCAAAGUAACGGCCAAAUAGUGGCGCAAGUCUCGACCAUCGAGCACGCUCUUAAACAAGCGUUCGAGCUUGGGCGCACCACUAAGAAUCCUCAGGCUGCUGCUGUUGUAGGUGAAGUCCUUUCAAGACGGCUCAAAUUGGAGGCCCUUAAUCAUCAUGGUUUGGAACAUGGGGUUCACACUAACGUCUUCAAACAGGUCCAUAAAAAGGGGGUUCAGGAUUGUGGUGCUAAUGCUAAAAUUGUUUGGUCUGUUAUUAAUUCGCUUAGGGAGAAUGGGAUUCGGAUUAUUGUACAUGAUGCUGAUUUUGAUGAUUCUACUAGUAUAUCAUAA
This is a messenger RNA of Beta vulgaris subsp. vulgaris (sugar beet), 405 nucleotides long. RefSeq lists its product as hypothetical. Gene Ontology annotation, molecular function: structural constituent of ribosome; 5S rRNA binding. Bases 1 to 405 code for a protein of 134 amino acids. The record is from RefSeq and is a predicted model, not a curated record. Gene Ontology annotation, cellular component: ribosome. NCBI's taxonomy places the organism in Eukaryota, Viridiplantae, Streptophyta, Magnoliopsida, Caryophyllales, Amaranthaceae. The transcript has a single exon. Gene Ontology annotation, biological process: translation.